CGCCGUUGCCUUCUCCUACUUCUUCUUCUUCAAGUUGGUUGGGCUGCUUCCUUCGGGCGGUGGUCGUUUCGGCCAUAUCUCGCGCGAGUGGUCAGUGACACAUGUGCUGGAACGCGCAGAUGGCAAGCGCUGAGUCCAGCACACCUCGCGCCGACGGGUGCUCAUUGACUAAGUCGCCUCCCACCACGCAUCAUGUCGAUCUUCGGUUCUUGCGCGUGGUACACGCCGGCCGUGUCCGAGCCCCGCAUGCGCCCGCGCACGUGCUCGGCCGACCGCCAGUGCUGCCGCGACCUCGCGCACCUCGUGCUCGCCGGCGACCCGAACGUUGUCGAGGCGCACAUUGCGAUCCACGCCUGCACUGUCAACCACACGGUCGUGUGCAGCAGCAAACACAAAGUUUGCGUCUCGCCCUUCUGCAUGCGCCGGGCGCCGCGCACGUGCCCCCUCGCGCAGCUGCCACCGCCCGACCGAUCGACUGUGUGCGGCCUCACGCUUUUGCAGAUGGCCGUGCUCGCGGCCGACGAGGCGAUAUCCGCUGUGCUCUUGCGCGCCGGCGCCUUGCCCAACAAGUGCCACUCGCCCAACGAGAGCGCGCUCGUGUUGGCCAUCACCAAGCGCGCAACGGCAAUAAUCGACAUCCUCUUGGCCCACGGCGCGGCCGUCGACGACGCGGUGCUGGCGCAGGCCAGUAGCAUCGGCAACACUGCCCUCGUAACCCAGCUCCUCGCGUCCCAUCCACAGGUAUCCCGGCUCCCAGCGCUCAUGGCCGCCCGCGACGAUGUCGAGAUGCAGCGGUUACUGCUCGCAACGGCCAAUUCUAGCACGCGCAGCCAGUUUCUGCACCACUGCGUCUCGACCGGCGACGUUGCGAGCGUCCAGCGCUUUGUCGCCGAUUGUGGCCCUGGCCUCGUCGUCGACUACCGCGGCGACGCGUACGCUGUGGGCGACACGCUCGUGCACACGGCGUGCCGCAUGCAGCAGCUCGACGUCCUCAAGUACCUCCUCCUCCUCGGCGUCGACGUCAACGCCCGGAACGCGAUCGGCGUCGCGCCGCUCUACAUCUGCGCAGCAACGGGCGCGCUUCCGUUUGUCGAGGCGCUUGUCCGGGCGUCGGCCAGCGUCCGCGGCGCGACAGGACCGAACGGCGACUCUGCGCUGCACGUGGCCGUGCAGGAAAACCACUUUACGAUCGCGCGGCUGCUCGUGCAUGCGGGCGCCGACGUCAACGGACAGAGCGCGAUCGGCGACACGCCGCUGCACAUUGCCAGCAUGCACGGCCACGGGCCCAUGGUCGCGUAUCUUUUGCGAAAGGGCGCCGACGUCAGCCGCGAGAACGCCCGCGGCGAAACAAGCCUCAUGAAGGCGUGCCAGCUCGGCCACGAGACGGUCGUCACGCUCCUCGAACGCGCGCUCGACACGCCGAUCGACGACGGCCGGUCAUCCUCGUUUGUCUACUACGACGUCAUGCGCCACACGCAGCGCGUGCACUCGAUCUAACCUAUCUAUGCGCCAUUGGGAGCGCCUUGCUAUUUAACCUCAACAUGCACGUCUGCAUCUCUCA
Messenger RNA from Saprolegnia diclina VS20, 1561 nucleotides. RefSeq lists its product as hypothetical. NCBI's taxonomy places the organism in Eukaryota, Oomycota, Saprolegniomycetes, Saprolegniales, Saprolegniaceae. The transcript has a single exon. The record is from RefSeq and is a predicted model, not a curated record. Bases 193 to 1497 code for a protein of 434 amino acids. Gene Ontology annotation, molecular function: protein binding.